Notechis scutatus (mainland tiger snake) is the source of this 633-nucleotide messenger RNA. NCBI's taxonomy places the organism in Eukaryota, Metazoa, Chordata, Lepidosauria, Squamata, Elapidae. The record is from RefSeq and is a predicted model, not a curated record.
AUGCAUUUGGGAGUUGGGGAGAAAGGGCACAAAUACGGUCUCAUGCAGGACUGCUGUUCUGUCUCCUUUGUGCAAUAUAAGGACACUUCGUUCCCGGCUGGGCGAGGUGUGGGGAAGGCAGCCACCGACGGUCAGAUCUACACCAAACAGGUCUGCCAAGAGGUUGACUUUGACAUCAAGGGCCAAGGACUCCUCUCCAUCCUCGAUUCAGCCCCCGAUCUAAUGCUGCCCCCGCUGGACAAAUAUCGCCAUUGCCAGUGUGUCCAUGCUGCCGUACUCAACAUCUUCCUUUCGGUGGUCCUCAGAAUACAACCUCAGGAGUUCAGCUGCACGCCCAACGUGUUUUCUGGAGCUGAUGCACUGCGAGCCACUAUCUUAGCUCUGAUUCCAGAACCACCUCCCUUCAUCUCCUCGGCCAUCCUCUACUUCCGGGUCAGCCUCUUGCAAAGUCCCGUGCUUCAGCUUGGAAACGGUUUUGCCAUAGUCCAGGUUUCGGUCCAACUUGAGUUCUUUGUCAAGAACCUUGAUGGCUCAACAACUUCCAUCGUCAUUCUGCAAGAGAGCCUCAGCUUGAGCGCGACCUUCACGGUGACCAACGGCCAUCUACAUGCUUCCUUGUCCAUCUCAGAGUGA